GACCGCUUGGCCCCCGCGCGGGAAAUCCGCCCCGGAAGGCGCGUACUGCAGGGGGCGCCUAGGGUCCGAGGAGGGGGCGCAGCCAUCUUUGUUGGGGGCAACGCGCGAUGCCCAAAUCGUGCGCGGCGCUUCGGUACAGUAACCGCUAUAGCAGCCGCUGCCGGCAGCAGCUCACCUUCCACAGGUUCCCGUUCAGCCGGCCCGAGCUGCUGGCGCGCUGGGUGGGGAACAUUGGCCGUGGCGAUUUCCAGCCCAGCUCGCACACGGUGCUCUGCUCGCAGCACUUCCAGCCUGACUGCUUCAGCGCCUUCGGCAACCGCACCAACCUCAAGCCCAACGCCGUGCCCACGCUCUUCGCGUUCCCCCGCACCGUCAGGGACUUUACAAGGACAGAGGAUGGAAGGAGAUUAGAUGAAGAAACUGUUCUGCAUCAAGAGCCCCAACCCAGUAGAACAGAGGAACCACUAGAAGAGGUUGGCACAACUAAGGCAACAGAAGUGGAGGGCUGGCUGCUGCAAUCCAGGCCCCCAGUGCAGAGACACCACCCCGUUCAGACCUCAGAUCACAACUAUGCUGUCAGUGACUGUGCUUCCUUAAAACAAAAACUUUUCCAGGCACUAGAGGAAAAUGAAAAACUGCAAAAACGUCUAAAGGUUAAAAGCAUGGCACUGAGGAGGAUGUUUGUGCGGCUCCAGGCCUGCAAAAAGGAGCAGCAAAAACACCAGGCCAGACAGCCUGGUGGGAGGGAACAGGGCCUGACUUUCUGAACACUCAUCUACCAGCAAGAACUGUGGUUCGACAGGCUGCCGGCUAGAGUACUUUAUAGAGUGAGUAACGUACUCACUACUGUUUCUGAUGAGCAUAGCUUAAAGUUCACAUACAUCAUAAGUACCCAGCAUACACAUGGUCAAAUGAGAACUAGCAAAGGGAGCUUGGCUGAGAAAUAGAAUGUAAAAAAUUCCCGAAACCUGCACUUCUUGCCUCAGCAUUUGUAAUCUAAAUGCCUUUAUAAUAAAGUAAGAAUGCCAGGUGUAUACGGGUGUGUGAGAAGAGACUCUGGGAACUUUUCUGGCAAUUACAUUUAGUUAAGCUAAUGUUAAGUCAUAUAGACAUUGUCUUUUCAAGGUGUGAAGUAAUUCCAAAGUUGUAGAACUACUGCAUGGGCCAGAGACCACUUUUGUAAGUCAUGGUGCUAGCUCUUUUCUCCCCAUCCCAUUCAGUAUAAUUUAUAUGAAAACAGAUUUUCAUGACAGCAAAAACUGUAUUAUAACUAUUUACAUCAGGCAAACAUCAGUGAGAGGGUAAAUGAUUUUAUUCUUGUAUAAAGUUAAUGAAUUAUUGUUUAAUGUUUCAUCUCUAUUCUGUGGCUGGAUUUUAUCUGCGCUGUUGGGAUUUUUUCUUAUAAUUAACAGCAAAUGUUUUACAGCUAUUUUAUACCUACUACUACUCGCAUCUCAGCCUUUACUCAAUCCCCACACAAUCCUGUUAUGGGAAAUUCUGUUACAGUAGCCAGAGCAACAUCGCUCUAAGCACCCUACAAACACAGAUGAGACAGUUCCUUCCCAAGAAGAGCUUACAUCCGAGACUAAGAUACAAUAAUAAAAUAAGCUGGUGGUAGGUGGAAGAGGUGAUGCACAUUUGAGUAUUUUAUUGAAGAUGCUGGCAUCCUGCCCAGCCAUCACAUAGCA
Messenger RNA from Terrapene triunguis (Three-toed box turtle), 1688 nucleotides. It is a transcript of the gene THAP3, whose product is annotated as THAP domain containing 3. The record is from RefSeq and is a predicted model, not a curated record. The coding region runs from base 108 to 767 and encodes 219 amino acids. The transcript is spliced from 4 exons. NCBI's taxonomy places the organism in Eukaryota, Metazoa, Chordata, Testudines, Emydidae.